GCGAGAGCUAUCAGGAGCUGAUACGAGAACAAAACAUACUAGUCAACUUUAAAGCCAUGGUUCUUCAACAGUGUCUUGCUUGUAAUUUAUUGAUAACUGGAAUAUCAAAAUCAUGUGUGUGUGGUCACGUCUUUGAGGAUACCACUCUUCACAUUGGAGGAAAACGAUAUUCAGAAUACCGCGCCAUGUUGUAUUCUCGCUUGGAAUUUAAGAGAAAGAAAAGGGAAGCCAGGGAAAAUAAAAAGCCAAAGACACAUCAGCAAGGACCAUCAAUGAAACACAAGGAACAAAUGGCUGUGACGACGAAAAAAUCCCACUUUAAACCUGCAAGGCGACGAACAGUGGGAAAAAGAACUCCAGCGAAAGGGAAAAUUGGGAGGACAUCAUCAACUAUAGUGAAACAACAUCCGGCCCAUAGCGCGGAAGUUCCAAAAGAACUCCUGUCAAGAUUUCCUAGUGCUCUCAAAGAAAUAAACCGACGACUUUUGGGACAAAAUAUGGUGUGGAUAACAUUGUGUAGUUGAAGAGUCUAAACUGUUUAGGGGAACUGGCACGGAAGCGACUCAUAGUUCACGUGAAGGAAAACAGUCGUGGCAGUUGAUGUACGACUGAAGACCUUCUCGAAACCUGCUUUGGAACGCGUGGAGGGGAUGUGAAAGCAAUAGCGCCUUGAACACAGGAAGUCUAAAACUGUAUAACACAGCAGCAGGAAAGGUAACAGUACUAACAGGAAAGGGAACAUCAGAAAUUCCUCAGUAAACUGUAAACACCAUUUCUACCACAAAAAAUGAAGCUAUUUUGGUCAAAAAGUCUUUCAUCUUUUCACGGCCAUUUUAGUAGUUUUACAUUUCUAUUUUCAUAAAAUUUUAUUUCAUCUAAAAAUGGCUCCAUAUAGCGGUAAAUACCUAGAAACAAUAUGUGCCCUUCAACUUGAGGGUUUUUUUUUCAAAGGUAUAUCACCUUCAGAAAAAUUGUGAUGAAUUAAUCAAAUCGGAUUUUAAAGUGCUUCAUCAGUGAAAUAACAUCGAACAGAGGCCCCAUAUCAGUACCUUGUCACACAGAAAGGUGAUGACGAGAAAGCGAAAUAUCAACUGGGGAAUAUCGUGUGAUUCACCGCUCAUGGUGUUUUCUCUAAGGUAAAAUUAUCAGAACUGUAUUACAGAAAAUAAGUAGAAUUGAUCUAUAGAUUUGGGGAGUGAAAGAGGCACCUUAUUUUUAUGUACACUCUCUUAUAUCCUAUUUUGAAAUCUCUAUCCGUAUUGAUUGCCAAUAAAAAUAGAAGCUGAAUGAC
This is a messenger RNA of Stylophora pistillata, 1291 nucleotides long. RefSeq lists its product as uncharacterized. The record is from RefSeq and is a predicted model, not a curated record. Lineage: Eukaryota; Metazoa; Cnidaria; Anthozoa; Scleractinia; Pocilloporidae.